AUGGAUUCCAUUCAGAAUCUGGCAGUCCUUGCGCUAGCCUUCGCCUUCCUGGUCGCGUCAGGCAGCGGCCGCGAGCUCUCUCCGGUGGAGCUCCACCAGGCCGCCGACCUGCAGGCGCGACUUGCCGUGGGGAUGGGCGAAGCCGGCGGGCUGGUUGAGUGCUGGAACUCGCUCAUGGAGCUGCGGUCGUGCACCAACGAGAUCGUGCUGUUCUUCCUGAACGGGGAGUCGUACCUCAGCCUCGACUGCUGCCGCGCCAUCCGCGUCAUCACCCACCACUGCUGGACCUCCAUGUUCACCAACCUCGGCUUCACCGUCCAGGAGACCGACAUCCUACGCGGCUACUGCGACGCCGACACCGUCCCUACCACGCCCGUUCAACCGCAGCCGCCAUCAGCUGCCCCCCCAACCGCCGUCGCUGGGGCAGAGAUCGCUGUUGAUACUCUGACUCCCUGA
Messenger RNA from Zingiber officinale, 456 nucleotides. RefSeq names its product egg cell-secreted protein 1.2-like. Lineage: Eukaryota; Viridiplantae; Streptophyta; Magnoliopsida; Zingiberales; Zingiberaceae. The record is from RefSeq and is a predicted model, not a curated record. The transcript has a single exon. The coding region runs from base 1 to 456 and encodes 151 amino acids. Gene Ontology annotation, biological process: double fertilization forming a zygote and endosperm.